GAUUUACUUUAUUAGAUUUUUUACAUUUAUUUUAUUUAAGCAAUUUUUUAAAUGUACAUUGUGAAUGUCAAAUCUGGAAAGUCGAUAAAACCAGUCCAGUUUGUGAUGGAUGCGUGAGGGAAGGGAAACAUCAGUUCUUCUUCCGUGUGUUGAAGGAACCUGAAUCUGACGGAGAAAGGAAUCCAGAGACAGCUGACAGACAGCCUGUCAGCUGUCAGUUCCAGGCCUGCACUCCAACUCGAAUUCAGAAGAGAAACUAGGAGGAAAAUGUGUGGUGCACGUUUUGUAUUUCUAAUUUCAGCAAGGACUAAGCAUGAAGUGCAGCCUCGUCCUGUUACAGCACCAAAAACUUGGACAAAUUACGCAAUGAUGGAAACAUGGAGAGGACACGUUCAACUUGUCCACAAAGUUAUCCGAUCUGGUGCAAAUGUGUCUAUAAAACUGUAAUAAAUCGUUCGCACGAUUAGGUGAUGUGUAACUGUCAUUGAGCUCCCCAAACCCACACACGCAUGGGCAGAGGCGCAGCGCGCGCGUCCCUGUGCCAAUUACGCAAAGACGCACAAACAUCUCAGAAUUAACGGCGCUCAUCGUGGCUGAAAAAUGAAGCCGACAGCAGUGUGGAGAGAAAACGUUACAUUACUUUGACACUUCAUUACGUCAGGAUCUCCUCUUUGAUUGGGAGGCUGCAGCGGCAGCAGCAACCUGCAGUUUGACUCUGAUUCCGCUUGAGAGAAGGAACUGGAGGAGGCGGGGUGAUCCCUCCUGCCCGACUCGAGACCCACGUAAACCGAGUUCUCUUUCGGACCAGCAGCCACACUGAUAGCGCGACGCCGCGGACGGAGCAGCGCAGACGCAGAGCGCACGGAUUCUGCUCACACUCCCCGCGUCUGCUUUGAGGAUACUACUGCGUCUUUUUGUUUUCCUUUGGAAAAGCUUUAACUAGUCAGACGCUCCGACUGUUGGCUUCGAGCAUCUCACUCAUGUCUUUUUCAACAAUUUGCACGAGACUUGGGUCAUGAUCACAUCGCCCACGGUCUCUUUUCUGAGAAAUAGCACAAAUCCAGCGUGGGAGAGCGGCUCCUCGGGGGAGAAGGGAGAACGAAAGGUCCGCCAAGUGUUCGGUCUCAACUCGGUCUCUCCUGCAGACCCUUCUCGCCAAGCCAGUCGUCUCCCCAUAAAGGUUUUGAAAAUGCUGACAGCGCGGGCAGGACACAUUUUACACCCGGAGUACCUUCAGCCUUUACCGUCUACUCCCAUCAGUCCCAUCGAGUUGGAUGCCAAGAAAAGCCCGCUGGCCCUUUUGGCCCAAACGUGCUCGCAGAUCGGCAAACCGGACCCGCCGUCGUCCUCCAAGCUGUCCUCUGUCGCCUCCAAUGGAUCUAGUGAGAAGGAGAGCAAAUCUGGACCGCUGAAAAUGAGCGACAUCGGAGCCGACGACAAAUCUAGCUUCAAACCUUAUUCCAAAUCAUCAGAAAAGAAAGACUCGAGCAGCGGCGGCAGCCUCAGUGGGGAUAAAACUAGUUUCCGAGUGCCUAGCGCCACCUGCCAGCCGUUCACCCCCAGGACAGGCAGCCCCAGCUCCUGCACCUCCGUUUCUCCCCUGCCGUCUGAGGGCAAAGCGGGGGAUAAGGAGGAAAAGAAGGAGUCUGACAGCAAUAAAAGCAGCACAACAGAAAAUAGUGGUAGCCAAAGGAUAAACGGAAUUACCUCUGAAGGCAGCCAACACCAAGAAAACACAUCUGGAUCCAAAAGCGGUACAUCAGACUCUACAUCCGUGACCUCCUCCUCCUCUGUUCUCGGUUCUGGACUGGUGGCCCCCGUUUCCCCCUAUAAGCCCGGUCAUACCGUUUUCCCCUUGCCAUCUGCUGGUAUUUCCUAUCCUGGGAGUCUAGCAGGUGCGUACGCGGGUUACCCGCAGCCCUUUCUCCCUCACGGAAUGACCCUUGACCCCACCAAAUCCAGCAGCCAGCUUUUGAGCGCACAGUUUGCGGCUGCCAGCUCACUGGGAUGCAGCAAAGCCGGAAGCAGCCCUCUGGCUGGAGCCUCCCCGCCGUCUCUGAUGUCUGCGAGUCUGUGUCGAGACCCCUACUGCCUCAGCUACCACUGCACAAGCCAUCUGUCCGGCGCGUCCAGCGCCAACUGCGCGCACGACUCCGCGGCUGCGGCCGCGGCGGCCAGCGCGCUCAAGUCCGGAUACCCGCUCAUGUACCCCACGCACGCGCUGCACGGCAUGCACUCGUCCACCCCGUCUUUCAGCGGACACCCUUUGUAUCCAUAUGGCUUUAUGUUGCCCAAUGACCCCCUCCCGCACGUGUGCAACUGGGUGUCUGCAAACGGACCCUGCGACAAGCGCUUUUCCUCCUCGGAGGAGCUCCUCAGCCACCUGCGGACUCACACGGCCUUCGCCGGCACAGACAAGCUGAUCUCCGGGUAUCCGGGCUCGGCGUCUCUCGCUAACGCGGCCGCCGCCAUGGCGUGUCACAUGCACAUCCCGCCUAACGGCAGCCCCGGGAGCGCGCUGGCCCUCCGGGGCCCUCAUCACCCCCUCGGACUCAGCGGCCGCUACCACCCGUACUCAAAGAGCCCCCUGCCCACCCCGGGGGCCCCAGUGCCGGUGCCGGCCGCCACCGGGCCAUAUUACUCCCCGUACGCCUUUUAUGGACAGAGACUCACAACUGCGUCGGCCUUAGGAUACCAAUAGAGAGAGAAUUACAGGUUUAUCGAGGAGAUUUAGGCCCAGUGAGUUUUAUAUUGUAUUUCAUGCAGGGACUGGAUCCACAUGGGGAUCUCUGUAUUUAUUUGCGAUAGCUUCAAGCGUGACUAAAAUAAUAAAAAAGAAAAGUCUAAUACAUACAUUUCAAAAGCCUGUUUAUUUUUGAAGGGAUGUUUACUGUUCAAAUUUGGAGUUUAGCUUGUGCAACUUUUAUAAAUCAUUUUCCAU
Oryzias melastigma (Indian medaka) is the source of this 2941-nucleotide messenger RNA. RefSeq names its product zinc finger protein 503. The transcript has 2 exons. The record is from RefSeq and is a predicted model, not a curated record. Gene Ontology annotation, cellular component: nucleus. NCBI's taxonomy places the organism in Eukaryota, Metazoa, Chordata, Actinopteri, Beloniformes, Adrianichthyidae. Bases 1016 to 2701 code for a protein of 561 amino acids. Gene Ontology annotation, biological process: negative regulation of DNA-templated transcription.